Messenger RNA from Metopolophium dirhodum (rose-grain aphid), 673 nucleotides. RefSeq lists its product as uncharacterized. NCBI's taxonomy places the organism in Eukaryota, Metazoa, Arthropoda, Insecta, Hemiptera, Aphididae. Gene Ontology annotation, molecular function: protein dimerization activity. The record is from RefSeq and is a predicted model, not a curated record. The coding region runs from base 22 to 450 and encodes 142 amino acids. The transcript has a single exon.
UUUCCAUUCAAGAAUGAAAAUAUGAGCAUUGAAAAUAUACAAAAUGCUUUGUUAAUAUUUCCUCCUAACAGUGAUUUUGCAAAGUGCAAGGAUAUUGAUGCCAUUCAAACUGAAUUGGAAAUAUUAAAAGAAAUAUGCAAAGAUUUGAGUUUAACUAUGACAACAAAUUUUCUCAGUAUGAUUGAAAAAUGUGAAGAAGUUAAACAUAUCCUACCAUUAGCUAAUAAUAUUUGUCGAUUAGCAUUAACUGCACCGGUAAGUGUAGCUACUAAUGAACGGACAUUUAGCAAACUUAAACUGAUAAAAAAUCAUUUAAGAUCUACAAUGACAGACAAUAGAUUAGAUUCCCUAAUGCUGUUAAGUAUUGAAAAAGAUAUUUUAGAUACAGUUGAUGUAAGUAAAAUAGCAACUCAGUGGUUCAAUAUAAAACAAAGAAGAAUUCAAUUUUAAAAAUUGUAUAUAUUAUUAUUUAUUGUGAUACAUGCAUAAUUAUUAAUUUAUUAUUAGUGAUUAAAUACUCAUAAAAUUGUAUGUUUUAAGUUUUUAUUUUACCUAAUCUUGUGUAGGUACCUACUUUUGGUAAUGCUGACCAAUAUCCAAAAAUUAAUUUGACUAGGUAGUGACUAUGUACUGGUGAAGAGCAAUAAAUAGGUAUUGAAUAGUGUAUAAUAAG